GUCAUACAGGCACGAGCUGGGACGCCUAAGUUUUGGGGUCCUUGCAGUGACGUAGGAAGUGUGCGCCGGCGGUUGUCAUGCUGCUGCUCUAGCAGGCAGGGGACGUGCGUGCAGUAAUGGCAAGCAGCGUCUGGGAAUCCCUAUAAUGUCCGGUGCACCGCUUGUGUGAUUCCCCCGCCAUGUAUAUGAAGAGGCUUCCCUUGCUGGUCCGCUGCUGCCUGCAACCACUGGCCCGGCACUUGCAGUCAUCUGUCCGCCGCGGAGAUGUUGCCCUCCGCAAACGGGCCAUGUGUAGACCGCUUUCUAGUAACGCUAGCAAGUCUCUGGACACCUCGCUCUUCGUCCCUGUUGAAAUAAAAAACGCAGACACUCCGGAGUCAGACAUCGGGGCUGAGCUGACCCAGGCUCUCAAUAAGAGUGAAGUAUUGAAAGUUUUAAACCGGUUUUAUAGAAGGAAAGAAAUACAAAAGUUGGGAGCAGAGAAUGGGCUUGAUGCUCGUCUUUUUCACCAAGCUUUUAUCAGCUUCAGGAGGCACGUUAUGGAAACUGACCCUUUACAUGUAGAUCUUCACAUCGUCUUGAAUGAUAUUUGCUGUGGAGUUGGUCAUAUUGAUGAUAUUUUUCCAUUCUUCAUGAGACAUGCCAAACGAAUAUUUCCAAUGCUGGACUGUCUGGAUGACCUCCGCAAAAUAAGUGACUUGCGGUUACCUCCUAAUUGGUAUCCUGAAGCGAGAGCUAUUCAACGCAAGAUCAUUUUUCAUUCUGGGCCUACAAAUAGCGGCAAAACCUAUCAUGCAAUACAGAGAUAUCUGAGUGCGAAGUCAGGAAUAUACUGUGGUCCCCUCAAACUGCUUGCACAUGAGAUCUACAAAAAGAGCAAUGAAGAGGGAGUGCCUUGUGAUUUAAUCACAGGGGAGGAGAUGAUCUAUGUAAAUGCUGAUGGCAAAGCAGCCGCACAUGCAGCAUGUACCAUAGAGAUGUGCAGCUUGAACACACCUUACGAAGUCGCCGUGAUAGAUGAAAUUCAAAUGAUAAGAGAUCCUAGCAGAGGUUGGGCAUGGACCAGAGCACUCCUCGGGCUUCGGGCACAAGAAGUUCAUAUAUGUGGGGAGUCUGCUGCUAUUAAUUUAGUCACCGAGUUGAUGUACACUACGGGGGAGGAAGUAGAGGUGAGGAAUUAUGAAAGACUGACACCCAUUAAGAUCUUGGAUCACGCACUUCAGUCACUGGAUAACCUCCACCCAGGAGACUGCAUUGUUUGUUUCAAUAAGAACGAUAUCUAUUCUGUGAGUCGGCAGAUUGAGGCCCGGGGAUUGCAGUGUGCUGUCAUUUAUGGCAGCCUACCCCCAGGGACAAAACUUGCUCAGGCAACAAAAUUUAAUGAUCCAAAUGAUCCAUGUAAAAUCUUGGUGGCCACAGAUGCUAUUGGAAUGGGGCUGAAUUUGAGCAUAAAACGGAUCAUAUUCAAUUCCUUGAUUAAACCAACAGUCAAUGAUAAGGGAGAAAAAGAGAUCGAUAUCAUAUCCACAUCCCAGGCCCUUCAGAUUGCAGGACGAGCCGGCAGGUUCAGCUCCAUAUUUAAGGAAGGAGAAGUCACCACCAUGCUGCAGGAUGACCUUGUGCGGCUGAAGGAAAUUCUGAGCAAGCCCGUCUCUGAAAUACAGGCUGCGGGCUUGCACCCCACUGCAGAACAGAUUGAAAUGUUUGCUUAUCACCUGCCUGAUGCUACUCUGUCCAACCUCAUAGACAUAUUUGUGAGUCUCUCCCAGGUGGACGGGCGCUAUUUCGUGUGCAAUAUUGAAGACUUUAAGUUGAUCGCCGACAUGAUCCAGCACAUACCUCUAAACUUAAGAGCACGAUAUGUGUUCUGCACAGCUCCCAUAAACCACAGCUUGCCAUUUGUUUCUACUUCCCUGCUAAGGUUUGCCCGACAGUUCAGCAGGAAUGAGCCUCUCACGUUCCAGUGGGUUUGUAAACAUGUUAACUGGCCCAUUUCGCCUCCUAAAACCAUUAAAGAUUUGAUGCAUCUAGAAGCUGUCCAUGACAUCCUGGAUCUCUACCUGUGGUUAAGUUAUCGCUUUAUGGAUAUGUUUCCAGAUGCAGACCUAGUGAGGUCUAUACAGAGAGAGCUGGAUUCCAUCAUUCAGAGAGGAGUUUAUAGCAUCACUAAACUGAUUGCAGCCUCAGAGAACAAUGUUGCUCUUCAGGUCAUUGAUGAGCUCUCCACUAAUCAUGGGACCGUUCCAGAUGAGAAUCAGCGAUCUGUACAUAGGAGAGGACGAUCAGUUAAGCAGAUACCAAUGAAUUCUGAACAAAAUAAUACAUCUCUUACCUCUCGAUUGGUUCAGGAUGGACUUCUUACACCAGAUAUGUUAAAACAGUUAGAGAAAGAAUGGCUGUCUCGUCAGUAUAGACAUGGAAACCAGAACAGUUUAGUACAUGAAAUGGACAUUUCAAAACCAAGAAAGAAGAAAUAGCACACUGAGAUACAUACUAUUUUAAUAUAAAAAUAAAAAGACUUUGUCAAGAAACUGCA
This is a messenger RNA of Pseudophryne corroboree (corroboree frog), 2536 nucleotides long. RefSeq names its product Suv3 like RNA helicase (gene SUPV3L1). The transcript is spliced from 15 exons. Gene Ontology annotation, molecular function: hydrolase activity, acting on acid anhydrides; ATP binding; RNA helicase activity. The coding region runs from base 180 to 2477 and encodes 765 amino acids. The record is from RefSeq and is a predicted model, not a curated record. Lineage: Eukaryota; Metazoa; Chordata; Amphibia; Anura; Myobatrachidae. Gene Ontology annotation, cellular component: mitochondrial degradosome. Gene Ontology annotation, biological process: mitochondrial RNA 3'-end processing; RNA catabolic process.